This is a messenger RNA of Parnassius apollo (apollo), 357 nucleotides long. The record is from the annotation of a GenBank genome assembly. NCBI's taxonomy places the organism in Eukaryota, Metazoa, Arthropoda, Insecta, Lepidoptera, Papilionidae.
AUGCAAAAAGCCGCUCUUUCCUUUGUCACACAGAUAUGUCCGUUAAGGUCGAUUUACCUCGCGAUAGUAAUAGGCGUCAGUCAACCGAUGUUAGUUCGAACGUCGGUGGUUAACUUGGAUCUGCGACGCUUUCCAAUGUUCAAUCAGUCUAUAGAGGUGAACAUUGAACUUUUUGUUGCCUACGUAUGCUGCGCCGGGUGGGCCGUGUGCGGCGGGUGCGGGGGCUGCGAGCGGCGCGGCUCGCGGCGGCGGUCGCGGCGCGCGCGCCUGUGCGCGGGCGGCGCCGCUUGCCGCGCGCUCACUCACUCCGACACUGAGAUCCCGCUCGCUCUCCAGCCUCGUAAAGUGACCGCGUGA